UAGACCGCAGCAAUUUUGUUUUGAGAGUUUCACACAGUUUUGUUCAGAGAUACAGCUUAACGUUACAUAUUCAUGUCCAGCUGCUAGUUUGGUUUGCAGCAGCUAAUGUUAGCUGCUAAGCUACCUCAGCUUUUCUGUGGGAAGUUAGCUCGCUUGCACAUCAUGCAAGUUUGUUGAUGAGGUUUCGGGUCACGGAAGUUACAUGAAUACGUAAUUUUAUGCGUCUUAAUUGUUUAUAAAGUAGUUGUGGUAACUUUGUUCCUCUUGGGUUCAGUAGUUAUCAACACAUCCAAGUUACCUCUUAAACUAAAUUUCAGAGAAAAUUUCAAAGACAGACAUACAAUAAGAGAGAAAAAGUGGACCCUAAAACGUCUUGUUUAUCGUGUUUAUUCUGUUAAUGUUUCAGCUUUUUCUAGACAUGAGAUAGGCAAAGCAUUUUGACCACAAACCACUGCAGAUUUUCUUUAGCUGUGUACAGUACAUGUCCUUUCAACAUAGUGAAAGAAGGCAAUGGGAUUUAGGCAUCAUAAGGACAGUUGAAGGUCUGACAGCAACAUCUUGCUAUUGAAUUUAUAUUUCAGAGAACAGAUUUAUCUGCCAGUAUUUGUUUACCUCCUUCUGAGUAUCUCUGUCUAGUGUCCUGUGUCGUUGUUUUACCAUAGAUGUUGUUGCUGACUUGCAGGUGGCUUGAAAUGCUAGUUGUGGUAUUGUAGAAUGUACUAUAGAGAGUAACUUUUAACAGACAUUAGCCAAAAGUGGCACUCCAAUACUUUUUUUUUUAAAAUCUUGGGAUCACUCUAAAUGGGACAUUUAACACUAGUGUGAAGUCUACUGGAAGUGAUGUGUUUGCUUUUGUUUUAAUGUAAUAGUCUAACUUGAGGCUAAAAUGACACUUCAAAAACUGAAGAGCACCAUUCUCAGAAUGGAAGAAGAGGGAGAUAGUAAUCUGUGCAUAGACACUGAUUCAGACACAGCAGAGAAGAAGGAUGGUACCAAGUGUAAAGUCAAAUGGACUCAGGAAGAGGAUGAAAAUCUCAAAAUCCUGGUCAGCAACUUUGGGAAAAAAGAUUGGAAAACUAUCGCCAGUUUUUUACCUGGGCGGACAGAAUUACAGUGUAUGCACCGCUGGAUAAAACACCUGGACCCUGAUUUAGUCAAAGGCUACUGGUCCAAAGAGGAAGAUGAAAAGAUAAUAGAGCUGGUGGGCAUAUAUGGCACCAAACACUGGACUUUGAUUGCCAGGCACUUAAAAGGACGGGUGGGGAAACAGUGUCGUGAGCGCUGGCACAACCACCUUGACCCACUGGUCAAAAAGAGCUCCUGGACCAACGAGGAGGACCUCAUUAUCUACAAAGCCCACUCCAUUCUGGGAAACCGGUGGGCUGAGAUCGCCAAGCUACUCCCUGGAAGGACAGACAACUCUGUGAAGAAUCACUGGAACGCCACCAUCAAACGUAAAGCGGAGUUGGGCUUGUACAAAGACGAAGCUGACAGCAUUUCCCUUGACAUUCAACAGUUUGUGGAAGGAGAGGUGGACUUCAAGUGUGAUGUUGUGUUGGACGCUGAACCAGUAAUUCCUCUAGUGGUCAGACCAGAGAAAAACAAGAAACAGAAGGAGUAUCAGAAAGCCAAACAAAAGACACCCAUUCCACCUCCACAGACUCUGGCAUCAAAGAGAGAGUUCUCCUCUCCCAGUCCCUCUUUGCCCCCCAGUUCAAGUUCCAGUCCCAGCUCCAGCUCAGGUGCUCCACCAACAGCCGCACCAGUGGACCAGAAAAAGUUUGCUGAUGCGGCACUGAGGAUGAUCGCUGAAGACAUGCUGCCACUCAGUUUCGUUGAAGGCACAGGCUUCAGGUCUUUCAUGAGUACCGUCAACCCUGAAUACAACAAGCUGUCCCAGCGUGCCAUUGGCCUGCAGCUCUACGACGAUGUGGAGAGAACCAUCAAGCCUCAGCUCAUCCGGGACCUUAAAGCCUGCCUUGCCAGAACCAAAGAUGGUGAGAGGGCCAUUCAUGCCACAUUUGAUCUCUGGGCUGGGGAUCAAUCCCGAACAGUAGAAGAGCCCAUCGUGGUCGUGCAGCUCCACUUUGUCAGUGACUCCUGGCAGAUCCGCCGUCCCAUUGUGGCUUUCCGUCACCUCAGCCACAAAAACCUCAAUGCCGCUGUGGCCAGAGAGCUUGAAGGUGUGCUGCUGAGCUACGGCAUAUUUCCUCGCAGCAUCGGCUACGUCCUCGUCAACCAUGCCAAGGAAACCCUGGCUGGGAACAACUUGUUCUGCGAUUACAAGAUCAUGUGUUCAUCCAACAGGGGAGAACCAGAUGGAGACGAGAUGGUGUCAUUCUUGUCAGACCAGAUGCCAGAAACGGAGUCCCCCUUUUCAGAACUGCAGAUUGGCACCAGAACCAUCUGUGUGGCCAAAACGCUGCAGCUGGUGAUCAAGGAGGCGCUGAAGAAUUCCAGGGUAGUGGAAAACCUGCUCUCACAGGUCCACAACGUUGUGGCUUUCUUUCGGAGCAGCGCCUACUGGAGUGAGGUUCUGUUGAAGGAAUGCAACGUGUCGUUGUGCCCUUCUUCCAGUAAUUGUCGCUGGAACUCCAUGAUGCUGUCUUUGCGCCGUAUGGUGCAGGAGUCUGCCUGGAGCUCCAUCAUGACGCUCCUUGCCCAGGCUCGCAUAGAGGCUAACGACACAGCCAGUGCCCCACCUCUCGUCAUGGUAAAGAGGGACCAAGUGAUUGACAUCCUGAGUCUCCUUGAGCCCUUUGAGGAGGCCUUGCAGGUCCUGCAAGGAAAUGGUGUGACCAUCUCAUUCAUCAUACCCUCCCUCAUUGGCCUUGAUAAGACCUUGGAGAGCCGUGCAACCAACUAUACCCACUUCAACAAGGCCCUGCGCACAGGCCUCUACACAUACUUCCAAUCCUUGAUUCAUCAGAAGGACAUGAUACUAGCUGCUGUGCUUGACCCCAGGAUCAAAAUGCAGCCAUUCUCUGAUGCCAAACUGGAGGACCAGACAGGUUUCCUAACUCCUCCAUCAAAGUAUGAGGCUCGAACCAUUGUGGAAGCUGCAUUAGAAAGCACGAAGGCCUCGGAAUCUCCCUCUCUGGAAGCAGAGAAAGACCAGACAAAUGAGGUGAAAAAGGAACAGGAUGGCAAAGAGGAGAGCCAAGCCGACACGCUAAUGGAGGCAUCUGGUGCCAGCUCAGAUGAAAACUGUGACGGAAUCAGCGGAAAUGACCUCAAGCGCAAAUCCAUCUUCAACUUCCUCCAGCCGCCUGCAAAGUCCAUGAAGAUGUCAGAGCUUGAUGUGUACCUGUCUGAACCACUGUGGGAAAGCAGCUCCAGCGUGCCGUACUGGAGAUCUGCCACUCGGUUCCCCGAGCUCCAGGGCAUUGCCAGGAAGCUGCUGGCAAUACCGGCCACCACAGGGGGCUUUGACCGGCUCUGUCCAAUGGCAGCAUGUAUUGUAAGAGCCAAGAGGAACCGCCUGCCACCUCACACCACAGAGAGACUGCUUCUAUACAAAAACUCUUUGAAGACAAAGACUGUUAAAAAGCACAGCGGGGUCACUAAACACUGAUGGGUCAAGUCACAACCGGGUGUGGUUAUUUUGUCCUCCACCAAAAGGACCUCCACACCUGCUUUUCCAUACUUAUCACACUGCAUUAAACAGACCAUCCCACUCAAUUAAAUUUCCUCAAACAUUUAACUAAAUGAAUUUAAGCAUCAUUUCAAUCUAACAGUAUAAGGCAACAGCGGCAAACUACAUUAAAAGUGUAUAGAACAUGAGAUCAGUCUACUCAGAAUAUCUCUAAGAAAAUAACAUACAAUGGCAACCAGUGACCUGCCAUCAGAGCCUAUAGUGUCAUUUCUCUGACUGCAAGUGCUCCAAGUGAAAGGCAGCUUCUCUUUGCCUUUCACAUAAACAGCAUGUAAUGAAGACUUGUAAAAAUGUAAUCCCCAGCUUGCAUUAUGAUGCCUUUAGAACAUGCAGGCCAGAGGAGUGAACAGGAAUCUGUAUUUUGUAUUCAGUUCAAACUAAAAUGAGUUCCUCUGAAGAUCUUGAGCUGUCACUGCUGUCUCACAGAUAAAGGCGGAAGGAGGAAUGUGAUCAGACGCCUUUUGUGUAGAGUCUGACAUUUUCUCCCCACUGCUGGUAUUAAAAAAAGACACUGUGGCAGACAGCAAGGCAUAAAUCUCCCUUAAUGCCAUGAAGACAAUUUUAAAGAUGCUUCAAUCAGAUCAGAAUAAAAGGGCUUUAUCAUUAGCCUCUGUUUCUCUUGAUGCAGGAAUGUGAUGUUUAUUUCUGUUUUCUUUGGGAGAUAAAACAGAGUGUGUGCAUGACUAAUCACAUCCUUAAGCAAAAAAGUGAUGAGCCCCCCGCCCCCCCGCGUUCACUCAUUGUAAAUUAUUUUUGUAUGCAGUGCCCCAAGUGCAGAUGGACUAUAUGUUUGGUUACUUGGCAGUAAACUGAAUGAGACUGCUCUUUCUGCUUUUUUGUAAAAGCCAUGUUUAUUUUACUAGUCUUUUACAAUUUGUGUAUAUUUUUCUUUGUUUAUUGGUCAGUGAUGCAUUAGAGGUGCACCAAUGAAUUUUUUUUUUUUUCUCAAGAGCCUUGACGAGUCAUCAACUGUUUGUGCUCUUAAAUUAGUUGUAAUCUCUGAUGGGAGUUGAUGGGAAAGGUCAUUCUACAUGUUAGUUUGACUGUAAUAGACAGGUAGUCUUUUAAACAAACUAAAGUUCACAUUGAAUAACAGCUGACUGAUUUUAUUGCAGUGCUAAUUGAUCAUAUUAUGCUGAUAAACACCAGUGUGAAAUUGAGACCUCUUGUGUCUCCACUUGAAAAUAUGGACAUGGAGAAUGUACUUGUAUGAAAGAAUAAAGAUAUUUUUCUCUAUA
This is a messenger RNA of Lates calcarifer (barramundi perch), 4893 nucleotides long. It is a transcript of the gene mybl2a, whose product is annotated as v-myb avian myeloblastosis viral oncogene homolog-like 2a. The record is from RefSeq and is a predicted model, not a curated record. Lineage: Eukaryota; Metazoa; Chordata; Actinopteri; Centropomidae. Gene Ontology annotation, cellular component: nucleus. Gene Ontology annotation, biological process: mitotic cell cycle; positive regulation of transcription by RNA polymerase II. Gene Ontology annotation, molecular function: DNA-binding transcription factor activity, RNA polymerase II-specific; protein dimerization activity; RNA polymerase II cis-regulatory region sequence-specific DNA binding. The transcript is spliced from 12 exons. Bases 887 to 3574 code for a protein of 895 amino acids.